Colletotrichum truncatum is the source of this 966-nucleotide messenger RNA. NCBI's taxonomy places the organism in Eukaryota, Fungi, Ascomycota, Sordariomycetes, Glomerellales, Glomerellaceae. The record is from RefSeq and is a predicted model, not a curated record.
AUGAACAAGACCAUGGCCAUUGCAUCCCCAAAGAGGAUGCUCUACAAGCACGACAAGAGGGCCAAGGAUAAGGUCCGAAAGUCUGGCGGCAGUGCCAUGAGGAAAGCGAUACAGUUAGGCGAGGAAGCCCGUGUGUUUUCGGCCGUCGUCCACUUCAACCCCACAUAUGGACGUCUAGAUGGGGCUGUAUACGUCCCCGAAGGCGAAAGCAUUCCAGAUGUGAACGCAUUUUUAUUGGAACUUCUGAACGGCCUGCACGGCAAUAGUCGAAGCCGCGACCCACAACAACGAGCUAAGACGCGACAUCAGGACCCACAGGGCAGACAAGAUGGCAGCGCAACUCCGCACGACGAAAUAAUAGUGGGGAUUGGCAGCACCGAGAUCGCCGCCGCUCAAGCGGAAAGCAGCAAGGAAGCCGAUGCGGACGCCGAUGUCUCCAACAACAUUCCUGUCGACAGUAACAGCGCAGACUGCGUUGGCAUUCUAAAAGCUAGCUACGACAUGACUCUCAUAGCAACAAGAGACACCGACGAUGAGACUGAUGACAAGAUGCAAUGUACCAGGGAUACAGGAAACGAUUUGGCCGUGCAUAAUGCGGCCCGGCCUGUUGAAAGCCACGAAAUGCCCGAUGACGCUGUCGUACAUGGUGUGGGUGGACAUGAUGAGUCAACUCGCAUGUUUGACGCCGACAUGCAUGCGAUCCUCGAGACGGAGCAGGCUGAAAACAGAGGCCAGACCGAGGGUGUUUCUGAUUGGCAAAUGGUGGAAGCACAAGAUGCGAAAGUCCAGAAUCCACGAGUGAUGGGUAAUAGCCUCGCCAGGAGGAAAGCACGCAGUAUGCAACUGUUUUUGAGACAGGUGUCUUUGCGUAUGCGGCUUGCAACCCAACAGGAACGGCUUCCGCUACACCGGAUCGCUCAUCAAGACAGAUGGAGGAGUGUAUCACAGCUUAGUCAAAGGCGUUGA